Gymnodraco acuticeps is the source of this 2808-nucleotide messenger RNA. RefSeq names its product leucine-rich repeat LGI family, member 3 (gene lgi3). The record is from RefSeq and is a predicted model, not a curated record. NCBI's taxonomy places the organism in Eukaryota, Metazoa, Chordata, Actinopteri, Perciformes, Bathydraconidae. Gene Ontology annotation, biological process: regulation of exocytosis. Gene Ontology annotation, cellular component: synaptic vesicle. The coding region runs from base 288 to 1934 and encodes 548 amino acids. Gene Ontology annotation, molecular function: protein binding. The transcript is spliced from 9 exons.
CGCCUACAGGUCUUUGUGCAGAGAAAGCAGCACUGCUCGUCAUUCCUGCAGUGUGCAAUCUGGCAGCGGCUCCUGAGAGAGAGAUUGCAAAAGUCCAAGGAAGCUGCAGAGCACCGACACCCAGCGAGGAUACACAGGACUACACUUAUUCCCCCCACCUCCCUCCCUUUCUCCACUCUGCGCUCAGCAUUAUCAAACUGCUGGGGUUGUAGGCAGGCUCACCAUCUUCCCACUUGCCGGUGAGAAGAAACUUCAAGAAGCUCAUCUACUUUUCAUCCUGAACCAGGAUGCCUGAGCUGGGACAGACAUGGACGAGGCUGAUCUGCUUCUCGCUGCUGUGCCUGUGUCUCAGCCUGCCGAGGGAAUCGGACGCCAGGAGAGCCCCCAAGAUCCCCCGCUGUCCUUCGACCUGCUCCUGCACCAAAGACAGUGCCUUCUGUGUGGAUACCAGGGCUAUUCCAAAGAGUUUCCCCCCUGGAAUCAUCUCUCUGACGAUGGUGAACGCAGCCUUUACUACGAUCCCAGAGGGAGCUUUCUCGCACCUUCACCUGCUGCAGUUCCUGCUCUUGAACUCCAACACAUUCACCAUGAUUGCUGAUGAUGCCUUUGCUGGUCUGUCUCACCUGCAGUACCUGUUCAUUGAGAAUAAUGACAUCCAGGCUCUCUCAAAGUACACCCUCAGAGGACUUAAAUCCUUGACUCAUCUAUCUCUCUCAAACAACAACCUGCAGCAGCUGCCAAGAGAUCUCUUCAAACAUCUAGACAUCCUCACAGAUUUAGACCUGCGUGGUAACUCUUUCCGCUGUGACUGUAAAAUCAAAUGGCUGGUGGACUGGAUGGAGAAGACCAACACUUCUGUCCCUGCUAUCUACUGCGCCAGCCCCUUUGAGUUUCAGGGACGCAGAAUCCACGACCUCACACCGCGAGACUUCAACUGUAUCAGCGCAGAUUUUGCUGUCUAUGAAACCUUCCCUUUCCACUCGGUGUCGGUGGAGUCCUAUGAGUUCAAUGAUGAUCAGUUUGCGGUCUUUGCUCAGCCGGACUCAGGGUUUUGCACCUUGUUUGUGUGGGAUCAUGUGGAGAUGGUGUUCAGGCUGUUUCAUAACAUUACCUCUCGCUCUGCUGUGUACUGCAAACCAGUGGUGAUAAGCAACAAUCUUUACAUGGUUGUUGCCCAACUUUUUGGUGGAUCUCAUAUCUACAAGUGGGAAGAGGACCCCCAGCGCUUUAUAAAGAUCCAAGACAUUGACACCACUCGUGUGAGGAAGCCCAACUUCGUAGACACCUUCCAGCUGGAUGACGAGUGGUACUUUGUGGUAGCAGACAGCUCCAAGGCAGGCUCCACCAGCAUUUAUCGCUGGAACAGCAACGGUUUCUACACCCACCAGUCCCUCCAUCCCUGGCACCGGGACACCCAUGUGGAGUUCCUUGAUGUUGGGGGAAAGCCUCACCUGAUCCUCUCCAGCGCCUCUCAGCCACCGGUGGUUUAUCAGUGGGACCGCGGCCAGAAGCAGUUUGCAUUCUUCUCCCAAAUCACAGAGCUAGCAGAUGUGCAGAUGGUUAAGCACUUCUGGGUGAGGAAAGUUCUUUACCUUUGCCUCACACGCUUCAUCGGUGACUCCAAGAUCCUCCGCUGGGAAGGGCAGCGCUUCAUAGAGAUCCAGACUCUUCCCUCUCGGGGCUCAAUGGCAGUCUAUCCUUUCACAGUGGGCCUCCGCCAGUACCUCAUUCUUGGAAGUGAUUUCUCCUUCUCCAGAGUUUACCUGUGGGAUGACCUCACUCAGCGCUUCCAGCCCUUCCAGGAGCUCAACAUGAGAGCCCCACGAGCGUUCAGCUUGGUUUCUGUCGACAACAAGGACAUGCUGCUGGCUGCCAGCUUCAAAGGCAACACCCUGGCCUACCAGCACCUGGUGGUGGAUCUCAGUGCCAAGUAGACAUGCUACAGUCAGAGCGACAGGAGGUGUUUCUGAGCAUUUAUCAACAUGUGCCAAAUAAAUGAAAGACUGUAAAAUGUUAAAGCCAUGUAACUAAAAGUCUACUGUUUUACCUGAUGAUAUAAGCUAGGCAACUAAAUAAAUUAUUCAUCUAUUUGUAUGCACUAUCCCUUAACAUCUGAAUGAAAUAAUGUGAUAAUUGAAACGUCAGUAACAUACCAACAUAAGUGUCAUGUCACGGUCAUAUUACUGCUUUUUUUUUCUGAUAUUCAUAUAUCCAGGUAAAUUAUUUUCCAAAAGUAUGAUAUUGUAUACUGCACUUUACUAAUACGAAAAUGAUGUGCAUGUGCAUCCAAAGAAUUAUUCACUGAAUGAGACCGGAUAUUGUUGCUAUGAAAGAUUUGUAAGUUACACAGCGUAGUUUAUCUGUGUAGCAUUUUGCAUGGCACGGUACAAAUUACAUAACUAUGUAAAACAAGCAAUACUUACCAUUUUAAUACCUACAAAUCAUCAAUUAUGUAUGCAUUUGUAAAUUAGGUACCUUACUUUUUUUUAUGUGAUGUUCAAUUCCGCAAUAAUAACAAGGGAUCAGAGCUGACCUGAAGCAUGAGCAAAUUAAGCGGGGGACCCCAAACUGUACUGAAAGUGUGGGCGUACUUAUUCCCUUUAGUAUUUAAGUUUGAGAAAAUACAUUAUUUUCAUUUUGUAAUUGUUAUCAAUUCCCUAAAUGGUUGUCAAUUGAGGUGACAAGAUCAGCCAUGAAGAUCAGAUAAUUGUAAGUGAUAAAAAACCCUUGUAUCAGUUCCUAUGUUUUUGUAAUGUACAUUCACAAACCGUAUGUAAUUGUUGUUGUGUACAUUUCUUUGCAAAUGAA